This is a messenger RNA of Brachypodium distachyon (stiff brome), 2469 nucleotides long. RefSeq lists its product as uncharacterized. Gene Ontology annotation, molecular function: glycosyltransferase activity. The record is from RefSeq and is a predicted model, not a curated record. Bases 711 to 2081 code for a protein of 456 amino acids. The transcript is spliced from 2 exons. Lineage: Eukaryota; Viridiplantae; Streptophyta; Magnoliopsida; Poales; Poaceae.
UUCUAACAACGAGCUGGACGACCUGAUUGAAGCAGUACUUUCUUCAGUGUUACAGCUAACAUAUGAACUGUUGCACUGAUGUAGACGUUUACACAGAUCUGGCACAUCCGUGUGUGUCCACCAAUUAUUCUGCUAGACUGAUAUACAACUUUGUCUGAACAGGUAUAUCUUCAGAUUCCGCUGAACAUGUUCUGAUUACUUCUUCUGCAUCAUGUUCUGUUUUCUGCACUAAAUUUUAUUUAGGUAUGUGGAAUCGUUAUGAUAUGAGACCUGCAAGCCUGUUCCCCGUACUUGAGUUAUUUUGUUCUGGAGAUUUAUCUGCUUUGGUCUCGGGAUACCAUCAGUCGUCAGGUAUGCAAAACUUUACUGUAUAGUGUAACAAACCUGGAGACUUUUAACUGCAAGAGAGACAUAAUUGUGCCAUUCCUUGUCCCUACCAAUACAAAAGGUGAGAGUGACACAUGACUUGCUUCAUUUGUUGCGCCUUUACCCUGGUGGAGUUUGCUCGUCCAACUUUACACAACAUAUAAAAUCUAUUCUAGGCCUUAGCUGCAUAUUCUGCUGUUGAGUCCUAAGAGAUCUCCCUAACAAACAUUACCUGUUUAAGUUGAUGCUUGAACUAACAGAGCUGGUGAAGAUGGAUAUAAGCACAGAAAGUCCUUGCUACUCUUUUGUUGAUUAGUUAUAGACGAGGAUCCCAGCAUUGCAAGAUGCCGAGUGAGAAGAAGGUCAUCAGCAGUUUCACUGUGAAGGUCGGAUUGGCGCUGUUUGCAGGAUGCAUUCUUGCGCCGAUUUCGCUCAUGACGAUGUUCAGGCUUGCAGUUCCUCUUCAAACAUUGAGGUUGCUGUUUUCAGUUGGUUCAGUGUCUUCAAUGACACUGGGAGAACAGACGGGCUCUGCAGAUGGAGCAGCGCUGUUCUGUGACAUGUCAAGCCCAAGGUCAGACGUCUGCGAGCUGAAAGGCGACGUCCGGGUUUUCCUUCCCAACACCACCAUCGUCUUCCUCCAUCCCACCAUCAGGCGUCGGUCAUGGAGGAUGAAGCCGCACGCGAGGAAGAACGACCGCCACGCGCUCUCCAGCGUCACUGAGGUGUCGCUGUCAGUCGUCGCCUCGUCGUCAUUGCGUCAUGCUCCGUCAGGCUGCACGGCGGAGAGUGCCGCCCCUGCUGUUAUCUUCUCGGCUGGCGGCUAUGCGGGCAACAUGUUCCACGACUUCACUGAUGUGCUCGUGCCGUUGUUCAUCACCGCCAGCCGGUUCCACGGCGAAGUGCACUUCCUCGUCAGCGACGCUCCAUCGUGGUGGCUCGACAAGUACCAGCCACUGCUCCGCAUGCUCUCCCGCCACGCCAUCAUCGACAUGAACCGGCGGAGUUCAGAGGUGCUCUGCUACCGUCACGUGAUCGUAGGCCUCAGAUUCCACAAGGAGAUGAGUAUCGACGCCGCCAAGACUGUCGGCGGGCGCUACUCCAUGGCCGACUUCGCCCGCCUUGCCCGGACAUCCUACGGCCUCGAGCGAGACAGAGCCAUCCAGCUGCCACGCAACGAUAACAACAAUGGCGGCAGUGGUGUCGAGAGCCACCACCGGCCCAGGCUUCUCAUCAUAUCACGGAAGGCAACACGGGCGUUCACCAACGUCGACGCCAUUGCCAGGACUGCAUCCAUACUGGGCUACAAUGUGGUCGUCGGCGAGGCAGACCAGCAGUCAGACCUGGCCGCCUUGGCGCGGCUGGUGAACUCGUGCGACGUGCUGGUGUGCUUGCACGGCGCCGUGCUGACCAACCUGGUGUUCCUCCCGGCGGGGGCCGUGGUGGUGCAGGUGGUGCCGCUGGGCGGGCUGGAAGCAGCGGCCGUGGAGGCCUUUGGCGCCCCGGCACGCGACAUGGGGCUCGGCUAUGUGCAGUACAACAUCGCCGUCGAGGAGAGCUCGCAGGCGGCGCGCGUGCUGGCGGAGCCGCCGGCCGUGAGGAAGGAAGGGUGGCUGGCGCUGUGGUCGGCGUACCUCGUCGGCCAGAACGUGACGCUCGACGUCGCUCGGUUCCGUGGCGCCUUGUCGCGCGCGCUCGAGCUUCUUCGCCACUAGACUACUAACUCUGCAGGCCGUAGAUGCUACAGCAAAAGCUUGGGCUAUGGCAGACGAGACAAAAUUAGCUUGAUUGCAAAUCAGGGAUGUUGAGCGUGCUAAUAACGACGGUGGACAUCAAUCCUGGGGAAGAUUCAAGGAGUGGGCAUAUCACAGCACAAGAUGAAAGUGGGGUUCAAACUUGUAAGGAACAUUCUGAACUGGAAUUGAAACUACUCCUAAUACUAGCAAAAAUUCAUUCAUAUCCGUAUCCAUCGGAGUUCCAUGCCAGUGGUUUGACACAAGCCGCAAUUACAGGCUACUAGUACUGACUGACUGUUGGUGUUUCCAUCACAAUUAUGUGCUUUGAUCAACCCAUUCAUAUUAGCAACUUUCUUUUCAGUUUGUA